AGUGAAACCGUGUACACUCUAACUGGCACCAGAAGGGACUGUUUCAUAAUUACAUAAAUUAGACCAAGUGUGCCCAAUGGAUAUUUGAAUCCUUGUCGCUUUGCUUUAAAUAGCCAUGGCAGAGAGGACCUUUAAACAGUUCAAACUAUUUUGGCGCGGACAGUGAGAGGUUUGGCCACUGGCCUGGACAUUGUGAGGUAAUGGUAUUUGCUCCAGGAAGUAAGUGUUGGCCAAGCCUAUUGCUAUGCAAAAAUAUGAGAGCAUUUAAUCUUUUGUCUUAAAAUGCAGCUGUUCACACUUGUAAAUCCAUGUAGACAAUCAGUUAUAUGCCAGUCUACUCUCUCACAGUCAACCCAGCAUAUUUCCUGCUUAAGCAAAGGUUCUUAUAAGUAAAUUCAGCCCCUAUCCACCUCCACAGAAUUCGUGAUCACACAAUGGUUUUACAAAAGCCACAUGGUGCCCAUAUCAUAUGGGUUGGGCUGCUCAUUUGUUGCUUUGUAGAAAUAGGCACUUGUCUUGAGUUCACAGGUGCUGAGGGACAGUGGGCCAGAUUUCCAGUGUGGAAUGCAUGUUGCGAAAGUGAAAUGAGCUUCAAUAUGAAAACGAAGAGUUCCCACGGGCUGCUAGUUUACUUCGACGAUGAGGGAUUUUGUGACUUUUUAGAACUUCUCAUAUUGAAUGGUAAACUCAGCCUUCGCUUCUCGAUCUUCUGUGCCGAGCCUGCAACCGUCAUAUCUGACACGGCGGUCAACGACAGCCAAUGGCACGCAGUCACAAUAAGGAGAAACUUUAAGAACACAACCCUAAUGGUGGACAAUGAGAUAAAGUGGGUGGAGGUGAAGUCCAAAAGACGGGAUAUGACUGUUUUCAGCCAUUUGUUUGUUGGUGGAAUACCACCGGAAUUACGAUCUGUGGCGUUACGACUGACAUCGGCUGUGGUCAAGGAUCAGCUGCCUUUCACUGGAUGGAUAACAGACAUAAAGGUCAACAACACGGAGUCUGUAAUGAUCAACAGUGAAGGGGUCUUAAAGGACCUCUGUGGUACAGCCAACAUGUGCUUAAAUGGAGGAGUCUGCAGUUUAAUUAACAACGAACCAACAUGUGACUGCUCUCAGACGGGCUUCCAAGGAAAGGACUGCAGUGAAGGUCUGGCACACCUGAUGAUGGGCGACCAAGCCGACAGCAGCAGCAUGCGAUGUGAUUAUGAACUGUUCGCUCUGGAGUCUCUUUGCUCCUCUCUGGAAACAGAGUGGAGCAUCACACUGAGCAAACAGCGACAGCAGCUUCUUCAGGCGCCGCAGUCUGCAGGUGAGACAGCAGAGGCCAAACGGUUUGAAGUAGCAGUUCGACAGAGGGAAAAGCCACGCUUCAUCAAAUGA
Seriola dumerili (greater amberjack) is the source of this 1379-nucleotide messenger RNA. Its product is annotated as neurexin-1a-like. The transcript has 3 exons. The coding region runs from base 435 to 1379 and encodes 314 amino acids. The record is from RefSeq and is a predicted model, not a curated record. NCBI's taxonomy places the organism in Eukaryota, Metazoa, Chordata, Actinopteri, Carangiformes, Carangidae.